UCUGAACUCCAUCCCACAGCAGGGCACAUUUCAUUCCCCCGGUUGGCCACAGAACUACCCAACCAACACCCACUGUACCUACAAGUUCAUUGGUACACCAAAUGAGCGAGUCAAGAUCCAGUUCUUCUUCUUUGACAUCCAAGGAGUUCUACCUCUCUGCCAUUUUGACUGGAUGGAUAUUUACGCCCAGGUAACAAGCCCCACACAGAGUUUGCUGGACACACCCCUUCUUGGCCGAUUCUGUGAUAACAGCCUCUCUCACCUCCCUAAACUGGUCAUUUCCACCAGUAACAUCCUGGUACUAGACUUCUACUCAGAUGACAAGACGACAGAUGCUGGCUUCAAUGGAUCCUUCACAUUCAUCGAUGCAUCUGUGUAUGCGAUUGGUACCCAAACAGACCCCCAUAUUUGUAACUACACCAUCAAUGGAGUGCGGAAGCCUUCCGGUUACAUUGUAUCCCCCACCUAUCCUGGUUUCUACCCAGACCGACUCCAUUGUAACUACCUCCUCCAGGGAGCUCCUGGACAACGCAUCCACAUCAAGUUUAUAGACUUCUCCCUUUAUCACGGUGGAGACUACUGCCCAUUUGACUAUGUCAAGGUCAGGGAUGGCCGUGACAGAUCAGCGGCUGUCAUUGGUACCUUCUGUGGUAGCUAUAGAAAUGUGGAGUUCUUCUCAAGUCAUGAGUUCCUUUACAUUGAAUUUGUCACCAGUAGUGGAAGGGUGGACUUGGAGAGUACUACCUUAGACAACAAUGUCGACUUUGCAUUUGACCGUAAAGGAUUCAAUAUAUCGUACCAAUUUAGCAGUGCAUUUGUUAAUCUAGAUGAUAUGAAUGAAGGACAUAUACAACACAUGGUGGGCACAGAGUGUGAUGUAAAAAUCGUGAGCAAGAAAGGAUCAAAUGGUACUGUGAAAUCGCCAGGGUAUCCCCGAGAUUACCCCAUCAAUGUCACAUGUCGGUACAUCCUAGACGGCAUGAGCAAUCCAUACUACUCAGAGAAAGUCAUGGUCGCAUUCACAGACUUUGAACUCUCUGGGUCCAUGUCCUCCGAAGCUGAGACCUCCUGUACUAGAGGCCAUCUCCUGGUAGAGGGACAGAAGGACAACAAUGGUUCAGAACAUUUUUGUGGGACUCUAUUUCCCCCAAAUCUCCACAGUAAGGACUCGCGCAUGGUGCUUACAUUGGACACCCAUGGGGCCUACGCCAAAAGAGGAUUCUCGGCAAAUUUUGAGUUCAUCAUAGAUUGUGGUAUUCCCGGAGACCAGCCAGAUCCAAACCAAUGUAUAUUUGUAUAUGACAGUAAAAAUAAAAAAAAAUUUGGGGCAUUUAAUUCUCCGCGACAUUCAUGGAGCAGCCCAAAGUGCCAACAGUGUAACUAUAUAUUCCGUCCGGAGGCCACGGAAAAGCUCCUUAUAUCAUUCGACACAUUUUCUCUGGGAAGUUAUAAUUCAUCAUGUUUAAAUACAGAUUAUCUGGAAAUAUAUGUUGGGACUGGAAAGUCCAGAAGAUUAUUAAAUAGAUAUUGUGGUCAGCGGUAUCCAGCACCAAUUAUUGGCCAACAAAAUAUGGAGAUAGUCUACCAUGCUCAGGACAAGGGAGGCAACUCUAAAUUCCAAGCUCAUUUUGAGUAUCUGAAAGAUAACCAGAUGCAUUCACACUGUGGACGGAGCAUUAUCAGCUCCGGGGGAGGGGGAAUACUAAAAAGUCCUGGAUCUCCGGCCAAGUAUACCAACCGAGUAUAUUGUAAAUGGACUAUACGUGCAAAACGGAAAAGCAACAAGAUAAUGGUGCAUUUCUACAUGUUUCGGCUAGAGGGCAGGACAUCAGGUAUAGGUUGGGUCGGAGCUGGCAUAGGCUGUCAGGAUGCAGUAAUGAAGUUACAUAAUGGAUCUAGUUCUCCGCCAUUAGAACUCUGUGGGACACUAAAUGACAAAACUACAUUUUUGUCUCAAGAUGACACAAUGGAAUUAGAAUUUCUUACAUCUGGUAAAUCUUUAGGAGGAAAAGGAUUUGAAAUAAGCUGGACGGAAGUCCAUUCUGAUUCAGGUGGAACCUGCUAUGGAUUUAUGUGCAGCAAAAAUAGGUACUGUAUCGGAGCAGAUAUGAAGUGUAACAAGAUGAAAAAUUGUGGAGGGGGAGAUAACUCUGAUGAGACAACUGGAUGUAUCCCAGAGACUGAGGAACAGGCGUCGUCGUCCGGUCCUGCCGUCGGCAAGUUUGAAAUUCUCCACAUCGCCAUAGGAGCCUCUAUUUCAUCAUUUUUUUGCAUCAUUCUAGUCAUUUGUGGACUCUACCAUCGUCGUAAAUUUCGACCAGAUCGUAAACCUCCGGCGAAUGACCAUGUGGAAGUGCGGUAUGUGGCUGCAGCUUCCUCGUGUAAUACAACAGACCGUCUUUUAACAAUGGACCAAAAUGAUGGGCGUACGACAAUAGUAACAUCACCACAUCAAACGCCCAGUCAUACAACCAAUCAAAUAUCAAAAUCAUCCAACUCUGGUACACCAGGGACUCCCGUUAAUCCUGGGACCCCCGUACAAGGUGGUACCCCAAAUCAGACUCCUAACUUUUCAAAUGCCAAUCGGACUAGUAAUCGUGCUCCUCGAAUACAGAAGGUGUCCAUAGUGUAGCAAAAGCUUAUUUUUAUACAUCAAACCAAAUACAACGCAAAUAGAUUGUAAUUAAUGUAAUUGUCCCCCAAAUAGAUAGUAAUUAAUGUAACUGUCCCAAGGGGGGUUGGUAUUCCAAGCUUUUUUUUCCAUUUUUGGGAUCAUUCAGUAUUUAUGUAGGGGUAUUCACAGACUCUGCAGCUGUGGAAAUUGUAAUCCCUUCCAUUAUGAUACAAAUAUCAUCAUUCUGAGUCAGAAUUAGAAUUUUCAAACAGUUACUAAUUUCUGUGAUAUAUUCCUGUAAUUAAUAUAUCUGCAAAGAAUUAUUGUUAUUAUUAUUAUCUGUACAAAAUUGUAUAUAGAUGUUUUUGUUUAUUUAUUUUUUUUUUUUUUGGUUGUGUAUAUUUGAUAGUUUAAACAUUGUGUGAGUGAUUACAGAAUGGUGUUGGUCGAGGCUGUAUAUAGUGUGUACAUGUGCUGGGUAGUUUGUCCUCCACUUCACCAUCUUAGUGCUCAUCUUUACAUAUCUCAUCCAUCCAUCCUGUUCUGUAUGUUAAAACUACAUGUAUAUACAUUGUAUAUGUAUCUAGUGCUGGCCCUCGGUCUUCUAUCUAAAGGCUUUGGUCCACUGUGAAGCCUAUAUCAAGAAUAUGUGUAUAUUGUUCAUAGGUUUCUGAUUUACUUAGUACUGAAGACCUCUUGUAGAUAGGUUUCCAAAGUGUAGCAGCUGAAACAUACUGACGUACUUAAAAUACGCCUCUGCAUGUAUAGUUAUCUCUGAUGGGAACUAAGGAAUAAAAUCAAAUAAACAGAUGGUUCUUUUUUAUAAUUGUUUUAUUUCUGUAGAAACUUGCCUAUAAAGGGCACCUCAUUGUAUCAUAAAUGUGGUGAGUGUGACCUUGCAUGGUCAAUGGUCAAUGUGGCCUUCGUCAGUGGUCAGUGUGACCUUGGUCAAUGGUCAGUGUGACCUUGAUCAAUCAGUGAAUAUUUUGCUGCUGCUUGAAUGCACCUGGAAGAAGACUGGAAGGACUAUUGAUCAACAGCCAGUAUUCACUGGAUUUACUGCCAGUCUUCACUUGAUUUACUGCCAGUCGUCACUCGAUUUACUGCCAGUCGUCACUCGAUUUACUGCCAGUCUUCACUUGAUUUACUGCCAGUCUUCACUUGAUUUACUGCCAGUCGUCACUCGAUUUACUGCCAGUCUUCAAAUUAAUUUAUUAUUAUUAUUUUCUCAAAUUGCAUUUGCCAUAUUUGUUUGUUUUAUUUUGUUUUUUUUUUUAAAGAUUUAAUAUUCUAAGAUGUGCAGAAAGCAGUAAACGAUAACGGAUUGCAAAACAUUAUUAAAUAAUUAAUUUGUUUUAAAAUUUUGUAUGAAUGCUGUAUAAAAGGUGACUAUAGAGUUUGGUAU
Pecten maximus is the source of this 4019-nucleotide messenger RNA. Its product is annotated as tolloid-like protein 2. The coding region runs from base 173 to 2632 and encodes 819 amino acids. The transcript has 15 exons. NCBI's taxonomy places the organism in Eukaryota, Metazoa, Mollusca, Bivalvia, Pectinida, Pectinidae. Gene Ontology annotation, molecular function: protein binding. The record is from RefSeq and is a predicted model, not a curated record. Gene Ontology annotation, cellular component: plasma membrane.